ACCUGUUUGGCUACAGGAGAAGGUUAAGUUGUACCAAAAGGAAGUAAGUGAUUUGAAAGCCUCUAUUCAGCUCCUGGAAGAAGAAAAUAUCCGUUUAGUGACAAAACUGAUGGAUGGCAGACUUCAGAAUCUGAGAGUAGCCAGGCUUUUGUUUCCUACCCAGGCAACUGGCUUGCAAGAUGAAUUUCCUAAGGAUGAAAUGAAAGAAGUAGAGUAUGAAGCAAAAGCAGAUGGAGAGGAAGGCCUCAGAAGCACCACAGCCCUCUGUCAGAAAAAAAAGACCUUUGCAAAGAUUCAGUCUAAAACAGAGAGUGAGAAGCUUCAAGACAGUGACAAAGAGCUGCUGGAAAAGUCUUCUGCUCUUGACAGUGUGUUUUAUGAAGAUGAAAGAGAUUUCCAGGAAUACUUAAAGCUGGGUCCUCUGGAGACGGGGCUGAUGUGUGUGGUUGGAAGAGCCAUGCCUAUUCAUAAAGAACCAGAAGAAAUGCCAAGCAGGAGCCCCAGAGAAGAUGGCAUUAUGGGUAAAUCAGACAGGCACAUCACAGCUCAGAUGAUCAAGGCCUUAUGUAAAGAAGAGGUUGGUUAA
Merops nubicus (carmine bee-eater) is the source of this 586-nucleotide messenger RNA. RefSeq names its product coiled-coil domain-containing protein 83-like. NCBI's taxonomy places the organism in Eukaryota, Metazoa, Chordata, Aves, Coraciiformes, Meropidae. The record is from RefSeq and is a predicted model, not a curated record. The annotation marks the transcript as partial. The transcript has 5 exons.